Messenger RNA from Drosophila sulfurigaster albostrigata, 758 nucleotides. RefSeq names its product glutathione S-transferase D5-like. Gene Ontology annotation, biological process: glutathione metabolic process. NCBI's taxonomy places the organism in Eukaryota, Metazoa, Arthropoda, Insecta, Diptera, Drosophilidae. Gene Ontology annotation, molecular function: glutathione transferase activity. Bases 42 to 683 code for a protein of 213 amino acids. The transcript has a single exon. The record is from RefSeq and is a predicted model, not a curated record.
AGGCAAUUUUAGUAGUCAUUUACUGUUCGCGAGAAAAAGACAUGGACCUGUAUUAUUUGCCCUUCGCAUCGCCCAGCCGCGCUGUCGUCAUGACCGCCGCCGCAGUCGGUGUCACGCCCAACAAAAUCGUAGUGAACACCUACGAGAAGGAGCAACUGAAACCAGAGUAUCUGAAGAUCAAUCCUCAGCAUACUGUUCCCACUCUCGUGGACAAUGGCUUCUCGGUGUGGGAGUCGCGUGCUAUCAUGGUCUAUCUGGCUGAGAAGUACGGCAAGGAUGAUUCUCUCUUCCCCAAGGAUCCUCAGAAGCAAGCUGUGGUCAACCAGCGUCUUCACUUCGAUUUGGGUGUCCUAACUCAAGCCUUCGGUGAAUAUUACUACCCUAUUUUCCGUGAUGAGGCUCCCGCCGAUCCCGAGAAAUUCAAGAAGGUCGAGGCUGCCUUUGAGUUCUUGAACACCUUCUUGGAAGGUGAAAAGUACGUUGCUGGCGAUCACUUCACAGUUGCCGAUAUUGCCAUCCUCGUUACUGUGACAACCUACUUGGCUGUCAACUUCAAGAUCGACAGCUAUCCCAACGUUCUGAAGUGGUACAACAGUGUUCAGAAGGAGGCUCCUGGGUGGGAGGAGAACGUUGAGGCUGCCAAGGAAUACACAAGGCGCUUGGAGGCAGCACAGAAGAAGUAAACUCCAAGUACACCGUUAAGAUGUAUAAUUUAUAAUUAAUAUUUGAUAUAUGUUAUAAAGAAAUAAAUAGUAUUA